Molecule: messenger RNA, 843 nt
Organism: Sesamum indicum (sesame)
Lineage: Eukaryota; Viridiplantae; Streptophyta; Magnoliopsida; Lamiales; Pedaliaceae
Source: RefSeq, a predicted model, not a curated record
AUGGAACGCGUGUUCAUUGAGAUAAUGCAUGAGGAGUUCAUCACACACCGACUCCAAUCAUCCACAUUUCCACCGUCAGUCUGGGCUCGUGUAACUGAGCGAAUGAACUCGGUUAUGAGUCAGGGUUGUCUUCUUACGACGGUACAGCUUAAGGGCAAACUUAACAGGCUACGUCGUGCUUGGCGUUUGUUAAACGAAAUAUUGAAUAGGGGGACUGGGUGGGGAUGGGAUUCAGAAAGGAAUACCAUAACAGACGAUGCAGGACGCUUGGAGGAGCUGUAUCGGGAAAAUCCUGAAUAUAAAAAAAUAGUUGAGCAUGGGCUUCAACGCUUUGACCUAUGUACUGAAAUGUUCUCACGAAACACCGCAACUGGUGGGCUCGCGCGUUCGUCAUCACAACAACGUCGGACAAUCCACAGCACCAACCACAUAGACGAUGAACAGAUGGAUGGCACACAUUCGGGCAGCCGUCGUUCACGAGAUGAGUACAAAGAUACAGCAUUCUCUCAAUCUAUUCCCAUGACGUCCCCAGACGAAUACUUUUCUUCCCCGGGACCAUCGCAUGCUUCCGCUGGUCCAUCUGGCAGCGGGCGUCGAUUCCGACGAGUAGCUAGUGAGUUGCAAGCUAAGAAGUGUGAGACGAUGGAUAAGUUGAAUGAAUCACUUCAAGGGAAGAUUGACCGAACCGGGCCCAAAGCUACUGAAUCAAUUGAGCGGUGCGUAGACGAGUUGACAAAGUUUAAUGAUUUGCCAGAUAUCAUCUUCACCACCGCAUUGGAGCGUUUUCACAGUCACAGCACGCACACGAUCUUCUUACGUAUUAAUGAUGAGAAUAAAAUCUGA